CAGCACUCAGAGAUGCCUCCGGGAACACACAAGCGGCGCCGCUGGGAAUCGAACUCCGGUCCUCUCACUUCAUGAGCCAACCAGGCCAGCGGUUUCACCAGCCAGGCUAUGUUACCUUCGGCAUUUGUUGGCCAUUAUUUCACAGGGGAAGAUUUCAUUUUUCUUGUGAAAAGUGGUUGAGUGACUUUUCUUUUAUUAUUAUUUUAGUGAGUUGGAAAAUAAAUAAAAAAUAAUAUGAAAACUACAUGUUAGAUGCCACAUCAGUGUUGAGUUAAUUUUUUGUUAAAUACUAACGAUCAACACUGGUCAAUACUAGGGGUGGCAGUUUGGUUUCCGGUUAGCGGCUAACCGGCCGAUUCAAUCGAUAACUGCCUCUUAGUAGCUAACCGAAAACCGAUGGUUAUUUGCCUCGGUCGGUGUUCGGUAGAAUAAAGCUGAUUUUUAGCUAGCCGAGUAACCGAGGAUGAUUAACCGCGGUUACCCGACUAACCGAACAUAACCGACCAACCAUCCUUUUAAUAAAACCCCAACCCUAAUUCUUUCUUCUUCGUACUCAAAUCCCAGCCCUCCGCCAUCCAAACCCCAGCCACCCUCCCCGCCCUCCUCGAUGGCCGGGCACCACGAGCCAGAGUCAGAGAUAGCAUCGUUUCUCCUCGCCGAUUCCUCUCCGACAUCGCCAUCUCCCAUCCCCGACAACCCCAGGCAUCCGCGCGUCUCCCAUCGCCAUCCCUUCCCUCUCCAUUUUCGCCUCUCCCUGCGCCGGGGAUGUCUCCCUUCGCUCUCCUCCGUGGCCGCCGGUGUGCCUCUGCUUCUCCUCCGCGACCGGCCGCCGUGGUGUCUAAAUCUGCAAUGAAGGAAGGAGAGAGAAGGAAGGAGUGAUCGACUGUUGUGGCUUGUGGGUUUGAAAUGGAGGAAGGAGAGAGAAGGAAGAAAAGGGCUGGUCUCUGCCCUCUGGUGGUUCUUUUUGGAGGAAGGCAGGAGAGAGAAGGAGAGAGAAGGAGGAAGAAGAUAAGAAUUUAGUGGUAGGGAGAGGAGAGAAGAAGAAGAGGUGGGUGGGAUGAGUAUUGGAUUUAAUCUUAUCUGACAAGAGAGCAGAGAAGUAACGUGGGUGGGGUGGGUAUUGGGUUUUUUUCUUCCUUUCCUUUCUUUUUUUUUUAAUAAAUUCGAUUGUUGCGGUAUAACCGAACCAGAACUGAAAACCGAUCGGUCGGUGAUCGGCUAACCGCGACUUCUCUCACGGUCGGUGGUCGGCAGACAUGGGGGAAUGUUCGGUUUAACCGAAACCGAUAAUUCGGUUUUCGGUUAAACCGAAACCGACCGACUGCCACCCCUAGUCAAUACUAAUACAAAAAUAGUUCAUGUCAGGAUUGCCAUAUUGAAUAAUUUAGUUCAAAAUUGAUGAAUAGUUGUGGAAUUAGCCCAAAUAAAAACAGAAAAACAACUUAUUUGUUAAAUACAAUCCUCUCUCAAAACUCUCUCAAAUAUAGGAUGGCAAAAAAACCCGAACCCACGGGUAUCCACCCGACCCAACUCGGUCAACGCGGGUAAAACCUGUGUUGACGAGUUUUGGGCCGGGUUCGGGUUUAAACCGACUACAUUAUUCACCGGGUCGGGUUGGGUUUAGGUAAACCCGACCCAUGGGUACCCGCUCACACACAUAUAAUUAAUUUCUCGGUAUAUUUAAUAUUCUAAAUAAUAUAUCUUCCUUAAACAACUAAUAUUCUUUAUGUUUGUGGAGACAUGUAUAAUUUGUUCUUUCUAAUUGUUUAGAAUGAAGUUGAUAUUAUGAAGUGAAGAGUGAAGAAACUUAGUUGACGAGGAAGAAGCUUCCAAUUAAUUUUAUUGUUUAUAGAUGUUUAUCUUUAAUUUUGAACAAUUUGUAUUGAUCAUUUGCGGUUUGCUUGUAUGCUCUAGAUUGGUGUUUUUUGUAUGAAUAAUUUGUAUGAGAAAAUUGAUGUUGAACUUUUAUUUUGAAAUAAACUUGUUAUUGUAAAUUUUUUUACCACAAAAACCCACAGGUACCCAUGAACCCGCGGAUACCCAACAGGUUGGGUUUGAGUUUUUCAAACCCAACGGGUUUUACCCCGGGCUUUUUUGGCGGAUAAACCCAUGAGUUUGGGUUUGGGUUUGAUUAAACCCGCCCCAACCCGACUCAUUACCAUCCCCAUCCCGAGUGCAGAUCCGGUGACUAAGGGGGGGUGCUUAGUCACUUGACUAAGCCCCUCCCAGCCCUUAGAUCUGGGCACAUCAAUCUUAUGGUUAAAAAGUGGGAAGAGCUAUUUAAUUAAUGACAGGGGUAGUUUGGGUACUAUGGAAAAUUACGAAGUAUACAAACCGGGCUUACAAUUAGUACAAACCAUACAGACAUACGAACAGUACAAACUAGAGCGACAAAACAUACAAACAGAUUUACAAACAUUACAAACAUAUGAACUGUACAAAAAAUACAAACUAGACCGACAAACAAUACAAACCAUACAAAAAGAAAAAACUAGGUUGACUUUGGAGGCUCUAUCCCUAUAUAGAGGGGCUUCUUCCCAAAGUCAACCCGGGUGUUUUUUAGACAUACGAACAUUACGAACAUGGUGGACAAAAAUGACAAACUAGACCGACAAUCCAUACGAACUGGAAAAAACACUCGGGUUGACUUUGGAGGCUCCAUCCCUAUUUAGAGAAGUUCCAUCCAAAAGUCAACCAGGUUGUUUUUUAGACAUAAAAAACAUUACAAACAUGGUUGACAAAAAUGAUAAACAUGGUGCACAAAAAUAACAAAGUUUACAAACAUUACAAAAUAACAAAGCGUACAAACAUUA
Molecule: messenger RNA, 2813 nt
Organism: Linum trigynum
Lineage: Eukaryota; Viridiplantae; Streptophyta; Magnoliopsida; Malpighiales; Linaceae
Source: the annotation of a GenBank genome assembly